This is a messenger RNA of Lathyrus sativus (Indian pea), 381 nucleotides long. The record is from the annotation of a GenBank genome assembly. NCBI's taxonomy places the organism in Eukaryota, Viridiplantae, Streptophyta, Magnoliopsida, Fabales, Fabaceae.
AUGGCCUAUGAUAUUGAUGAGAUCAAGAAGAUUGGCAUAGGGCUAAUUGGUUUUGGCAUCUUCUUCACGUUUCUUGGCAUAGUUCUUUUCUUUGACCGUGGUUUACUUGCUCUAGGAAACAUAUUUUGGUUGGCAGGGGUUGCAAUUUUACUUGGUUGGCGUUCCAUGUGGGCACUCUUCACUAAUAGAGCAAACUAUAAGGGUUCUGCAUCAUUUCUUCUAGGCCUCUUUCUCAUUUUUGUGAGGUGGCCAAUACUUGGUAUAGUAAUUGAAAUAUACGGUUGUGUUUUUCUCUUCAGUGGUUUUUGGUCGUCUGUCAAAGUUUUUCUCUAUCAUAUCCCAGUUGUUGGAUGGAUUAUACGGUUUAUUGCACCUCCUUGA